Molecule: messenger RNA, 6243 nt
Organism: Mangifera indica (mango)
Lineage: Eukaryota; Viridiplantae; Streptophyta; Magnoliopsida; Sapindales; Anacardiaceae
Exons: 2
Coding region: 5049-6047 (332 amino acids)
Source: RefSeq, a predicted model, not a curated record
GUUUUCUGUUUUUUUUUUUUUUUUGUUUUUCUUUGAGGUUAGUAAUUGAUGUUGAAGGUUAGUAUCUUUUCUAUUUCUUUCUUUCUUUUUUUAUUUUGGAUGAAAGUCUCCAAAGUUAUUGAUGUAAAUAAUAAAAAUCCUGUGUAUUCCAAUCCAAUAUGUUUUUACGAAAGGUGAAGUUUUCAACUAGACAAACUGUAGGCCUGCUUAACGGAGUCUUAAGAUUAAUAAGAAAUUCUGUUCAUGAUAAUGAGAUGUGUCUUUCAAUGGCUAAAAUGACCUACAUGAGUUUAGAUACUAUAUUUUAAUUGCUGAACUUAGUAAUGCAAUGAAAAAUGUGAAUUGCAGAAAACAACUCAGAUGCUUAAUGUUGUCUUGUUUGUGUUACAUUCCUGAUCCUGAACAAUCAACCCAACAACAACACACACAAAUAUCCUACUCAGCAAAUCAAUCAAACAACACACGAGAAAUUACUAGUGGAAACUAGCUUAUAUUCACUGUAAGUCGACUAGUCACAACACACCUUCACUCAAAGUUACAAACAAGAACAAAUGUAAAUAACAAUGGAUAAUUCUGAUAAUUUGAGGAGUCGGAGACCUUUCUUUCAGACGAAGCUGCCUCAAACCAAAAUAUAUUCUCUUGUAAUUUUCUCCUCUCCUCCUUUCUCUUUCUUCUUUAUUUUAUACCAAUGCCAAUUUUUUUUUUUUAAUUCCAUCAUUUACCUUAGAUGUAUGCACUUCUUUUGGAUAUUUGCUACCUCACCCAAAGGCAAAGUUCUUCUGCUCCCACCGUUACCCUUCUUCUUGUAGACUCUAGUAAUUGGUGUCUAACAUUACCUCACCCAAUGAAAGCCACCUUGUCCUCAAGAUGUAAAUGUGGGAAUAAUGUAUUAAUUGCUUCAAAGCUCUCCCAAUUAAUCGUGUCCCAAUUACAAGAUUGUGUUGUAUUAGCACGAUUCAACUGUUUCUUCUUGUAUUGCCAUGCUAAUUGAAUAUGCAUAGUAACAAAGUCUUGUGAAUUCGAUAAUUCACACCUUAUGGCACCUUCAGCUCUAUGUUCCAUCAGAAUCUUGCGAAAAGACUGUAACUUCUUCAAUGGCUGAUGCUUGGGGGUGAAAAUGCUUCUGCAUUUGUUAAACAUUCUACUAUCUUGUUGCUAAGCAAUCGUUGCCCGAGGAUUCUUAGUUUCUUUACCUCUCUAUUUAUAGAUGAGUGUUCAAGACACCAUGUAAGGAGUACCUUUCCACAAACAUGCCCCUCGCAUAAGAGAACUCUUGUCCCAUUUCUCUUGUGCUCUCCAUUUUCCCACACAUAAUGCACACUAUCUUCUUUAUCAAACCACAACGAUAUAAAAUUUUGCUUUUCUUAAUAUAUUAUUUGUCUCAAUCUCUCACAAAUUGCUUCUAGUAUUGUUUCGUCCAUCACAAAAAAAAAUUCUUUCUUUCUUCACAAAUUUGAAACAUGUCUUCGUAUAUCUCUUUGCAGGUUUUCAAGUAAACUCUCAAAAAGCAUUUUGUCAUUCACCCCUUAGGUUGUUUCCUAAUUAUAUUGGUCAACUGCUUGUACUUCUUAGCUCCUUAGGGAAGCAUUGAUGGCUCAUCCAUUGCUCCAUAUCUCAUCUUUUUAAUGACAUCUUUGAGCUCCAUUUGCACUCUACAGUUUUUUUUUCUUUCUAUUCAACAACGUCUCUAACUCCUAUGUCUUGUUUUUCUCUAGAGCGUCCAUCUCCACCUUCAAUGCAACUUUUUGAUUAUUCUCAUUUUGUGCCUCGGAUAAAGUCUUGGGUAUGAAAAUUGUGUUUAGGUUGGUAAGGAAAGCUUUAUACUUAGGGAAUAAGUGUUUGUAGGUUAGGAACAAGUGUAAAGGAGCUUUGGUCCAUGUUGUAGUGCCUUUUCUAAUGGCAAUAGGAACAUCUAAAUCAUUUAGAUCUGAGAUUUUAAUUUCACUAGAUUUGAAAGCAGUGUUUACCUCAAAAGUUUCAAAAUUUGGAUUAAAUUUGGGUAUUUGAACCCAUCUAGAUUGAGUUCUUGGCCUCUUUUUUCCUUAAGUACACCUAUAGUGGAUGAAUCAUAUUUGAUUACUUUUCCUUUAUCAACUUUUGUGAGUUGAUGUGAGAAGUUGACUUAGAGGAAGUUGGAACGUUAAGCGACUCGUAGAGUAGGAGAUUCAAACUCAGGUAGAGUAAGAGUGUAAGGCAAUAUAGGAUUAGAGAUUGAAGACUUUGGAAAUUCAGGCAAGGAACGUAAAAAUUGUCCUCUUCCAAAAGUAAUAUGUUCACUUGAAGAGGACUAGCAAAAUAGAGUUCCUUUUCAACAAGUGUGACAUCGAUAGAAACUUAAAAUCCCUUUGUUUGAGUGUGAUAAUACAUAUAACCUUUUUGAGUUGAAGAGUAACUAACAAAGAUAUAUAUAAGGGUUCAUCGGUCAAGUUUGCUUUUGGUUUGAGAAUGGACACGUACAAAGGACACACAAACAAAGAUUUUAGGGACCAAACCCUAAAGGUGGAAAAGAAUUUUGUGGGGAGUUGUACUGGACUUUAGGAAUCAAGGCUUCUUAAGGGUAAUAUGUUAGUAAGAUGGGUAGUUGUCAAAACUGUUUCCCCCAAAUAUUGUUUUGGAACAUUAGUAAGAAAUAUAAUUGCUUUUGUGAUGACUAAAUAAUGUUUGUGUUUCCUUUCAACAACCCCAUUUUGCUGGGGUGUAUCAACACAUAACAACUCAUGAAUUUCACAUUUUUCUUGAAAAUAAAGAGCAAAAGACUAAUUGAAGUAAUCUUUUGAAACAAAAUUUUUAAUUGCAACAUUAAACUGUGUUUUGAUCAUAUUAUAGAAAAUCGGAAAAAAUUAGCUCACUUUAGAUUUAUGUUUCAAAAGAAAUAACCAUGUCACACGUGUAUAGUUGUCAAUAAAAGAAACAAACCAUCGAGUCUUAGAAAUAUUAGGAAUGGCAGAAAGCCUCCAAAUAUCAUUAUGAAUAAUUGUUAAAGGGAAAAUACUUCUUUUAUUACUAAUUGGGAAUUGGACUCGCUUAUGUUUUGCAAGUUCACAGACAUCUUAAUGAAAAUUGUCAACAACUAAUCGUUUGAACGAUAAAAAAAAAUAUUUUUAGAAUACUAAAGGAGGGAUGACUAAGACGAAGGUGGUGAAGCCAAAAUUUGCGUGUAUUGUAUUUGAAUGACUCAACAUGAAAUGAUAAGGGGGUGAAACAAUUGUUGGAUUAACUUGCUCGUUGGUUUUUUCAAGAUAGUAUAAUCUAUUUCUUUCUCUAGCACAUCUAAUCAUCCUCUUCAUGUGACAUUUACAAUAAGAUGGAUAAAAAUAACAUUGCAAUUAGAAUCUUAGGUUAGUAUUUGAAUUGACACAAGAUUAGUAAACAACCUAAGCACAUAAAGUACUUUUUUUAGAGUGAGAUAAUUAUUUAUACAAACAUUUCUUUGAUUGGUAAUGGUAGUUACUAAACCAUUAGCAAUGGUUAUUUUUUUAUUACUUGGCCAUAGUGCAUAUGGAACAAAUUUGUGGUAAAAACAAGUCCUAUGGUUUAUGGCUCUUGAGUCAACUAUCUAUACAUUUGGAUGGGUUAUGUGAAGCAUUAAGUGCAUGAGAAGAGGAAAAAAUACUUGUGAAGGUUGGAGUACAAGCACUUGUUCCUAUUGGUUUCUCCAAUGGCUCCAACACAUUUCUCAAAUUUUUAAUCGCUUCUUUGUUGAACUUAAUUGUUCUUGAGUGUGCUUGAGGACCCUUUUCAAUUGUUUGAUGAGUAUUUGCCACAUAUGCUUAUCCCUGCCCUUUUGAUUGUCCAUUCUUAGGAUGUUUAUCAUAGAGUUUCCAACACUUGUCUAUUAUGUGAUGAGCCUUUUUACAAUAAUUGCUUCGGAAGGAGUCCUUAUUGUUUGGCUUCAAUAGGUUAGAUUGCUUCUUUGAUUCGUCAAAAUAUUGAUCUGAACCCAAAUUCUUUGCAUUUGAUAACGUAGAUACCAAGGCUGAUCCUUCUAUAGUAGGUGACUCGAGCAUUACUCCUCUCUUUCCUUCUUCAACACGAGCAAUGGCAAUGACUUCAUUUAAGGAGGGCAAAUCCUCUUUCUCGAGAAUUUGUACUGGGACUGUACCAAAUUCAAAAUCCAGACCAGCAAGAAAAUCAUAGAUGCUCUCCUUUUUAGCAAAUCGUUUGAAGAGGGCUAUAUUAUCACUACACUUUGUUUGGAUACACUGAUAAUAAUUCAUCUCAUGCCAUAACGUUUGCAAGAGAUUGGAGUAUCCAAUGAUCGAACAAGUUUCAUGUUUGGUAGUCAUCACUUUAAUUUUGAUCUAGUAAAUAUAGGCAACAUCAUUAACUUUUGAAUAUAUAAUCUUGACAACUUCUUAGAUCUCCCUAGUGGUACUCAGGAACAUAAUAGUAUCAUUUAUCUUCGACGCUAUCGAAUUCUAUAGCCAAGACAUCACCAUAGUCUUCUUCAUCCCAUACAUAAAAUUUUGGAUUGAUUUCUUUAGGCCCAGUUCCAAAUGUAUGACUCACUUUGCCUCUUCCCUUUAAGAAUGUGUGAACCAAUUGAGAUCACUUUAAAUAGUUCUUCUCAUUCAACUUAUACACUGCCUCUACCUAGGUAUUCUGCAACUUGCUGCUUUGAAUUGAGACAUUUCCUCCAACGGACAUGAUUGUCAUUGUCGUUUUUGAUAUGCUAUUUGUUCAGUUUGUGUCCAUCAUGGUUUUGUGAUCUUAAGGGUGAUAUUAGGACAUGGUAUAGGUUGAAGAUCAGGAGAAAAUUGUUGAAGAAGAUAGUUGACCAGAUCUCAUGUUUUUAGGAAAAGAUAUGACAGAAAUUUACUUGCUAUUUUAGUUCUUUCCAUAAUAGAAUAGAUUAGCAUAAAUUGUGUAAUUAGCCUUUUAUACACCUAGAAGUUAGGCAUCUAGUUUUCUAUUUAAACCAGAUUGUAAAAUGUAAACAGUGUGAAUACAAUUUUACUUUACCUUUCUCCAAGUUAACAUGGUAUCAGAGCUAGGUUCUCAACUCUGAGAUCUAGGCUGUUUUUUCUUUUAUUUUUUGAGACCCCACAAUGACAACCAACCCAGAAAACCAGUCAAAUCAAAUCGAUCAACAUACUGUCCGAAUCUCCAAUUUAAAACUUAAUGGAGACAAUUUUCAUCGCUGGUCAUUAUCUGUCCGCUUGUAUAUUCGCGGAAGGGGAAAGAUUGGGUAUUUGACUGGUGAAAAGAAGGAACCAGACAGGAAGGAUGCAGAAUAUGCAACUUGGGAGGCAGAAAACUCAAUGGUUAUGGCGUGGCUUACCAACUCUAUGGAGGAAGAUAUAAGCGCAACCUACUUAGGAUAUUCAACAGCCAAAGAGUUGUGGGAUAACUUGACAGAAAUGUACUCAGAUCUGGGAAAUCAAUCUCAGAUCUAUGAGUUGCAACUGAAACUUGGAGAAUUAAAGCAAGGAAAUGAGACUGUGACAAAGUAUUUCUCAGCAAUGAAGAGGUUAUGGCAGGAGCUGGAUAUUUUUAAAGACUAUACUUGGAAGGAUCCUUCUGAUGCAGCUCAUUAUCAGAAGGAAGUGGAUAAUUCUAGAGUAUAUUCUUUUUUGGCAGGUUUGAAUGUAGAGUUUGAUGAAGUUAGGAGUCGCAUUAUAGGCAGACGUCCCUUAUCUUCUCUAAAUGAGGUGUUUGCAGAAGUUAGAAGGGAGGAGAGUAGACGGUCUGUUAUGUUAGGGAAAAAGGAGCCAGUACCUGCUUCUAUUGAAACUUCAGCCCUGGUUUCACAAGAAAAUACGGCUCUUAAAGCUGCUGCUCGCAAACCAGAAGAUAAGAAGAAAGUCUGGUGUGACUACUGUCACCGUCCUCGCCAUACAAGAGAGACAUGCUGGAAAUUAAACGGCAAACCAGAAAAUUGGAAGGCGAGGGAGAGGAGUUUCCCUAAUGCAAAUUCAGCAGAACAAGUGUCUCUCACAAAGGAACAGAUAGAUCAGCUCCUGAAACUAGUAAACCAUUCAUCAACUCCUAACUGCUCUCUUGUCCACACAGGACAGGAACUUGGGGAAGGAGAUUGGCAGUGCUAGAGAAGAUGGUGGGCUCUAUUAUUUUGGAGGAAAAGAUCAAGCAGUAGGGUUAUCUUGUGAUGUAAAUUCUCUCUCAAUUAGAGAGCAAAUAAUGACUUGGCAUUAUAGGUUAGGUCACCCUAGUUUUCCUUAUUUAAAGCAUUUAUUUCCGGUUUUGUUCCAGAAAUUAAAAAAUCAGUACUUGCAUUGUGAUAUA